UCUUCAUCUAAUAAAAUCAAGAAUCAAUCAAUCAUAUCACUCUAUUACAUACGAGUACAACGGACUCCGUGGUACUCGUACUAUAGUUCUUGCAUCAAAGGUCUUAGCCACGUGCAAGCUCCCAGUAGUGCAUGCGCAACAUCACCGUCCACCUGCCUCCACCUGUCCCACCCUCACCCUCAAUCUCAGUAGAUAGUACUCCGUACCCUCUCUCUCCCUUUCGCCGGCGUUGACAGCGGGCUGCGACAGACGGUGUUUCUUUUGGCAUAAUUAUCUACCUCGAAUCCACUGGGUAAACGUCCCUGGACCGCCGCCACCCCGCCUAUCAGCCUACCAAAACAUCAAAACACCAAACCACCCCCACUCACCUGUAGCUACCCUCCUAGCUACCAACCACUACCAUCACCAAGAUGAUCCGCCGCCAGAGCGCAAAGGGAGAGUGGCUCCCCCAAUCCGGCCAGUGGCCAGUCGGUCCCCAGGAUGACGUUCCUGUUUCCAGUGAGCGCAUCUGGAUCGAUGGAUGCUUCGACUUCAGCCACCAUGGCCAUGCUGGUGCGAUGCUUCAAGCUCGACAGCUAGGCAAUGAACUCCUUGUUGGCGUCCACUCGGACGAGGCCAUUCUUGAAAACAAAGGCCCAACCGUCAUGCGCUUGGACGAGCGUAUCAUGGCAGUAGAAGCCUGCCGUUGGGCUACGCGCGCCAUCCCCAAAGCACCCUACGUCACCUCCCUCCCUUGGAUCACGCAUUACGGCUGCCGUUACGUUGUGCACGGAGACGAUAUCACUUCCGACAGCAGCGGCCAGGACUGCUACCGAUUCGUGAAGCAGGCGGGGAGAUUCAAGGUUGUUAAGCGCACACCGGGAAUCUCCACCACCGAUUUGGUCGGGCGCAUGUUAUUGUGCACUAAGAAUCACUUUAUACAAUCCCUCGACCGCGCACUUGCUGGAGAAGAGGGACCUGGUGGAGAGGAAGAGCGAAAGGCCACGGGACAGGCUAUGCUACAAAGGAUUAAAGACUAUGCCACAGACUCUACUGGUCUUGCGCCUGGUUGCGAUGUCUGGUAUUGGCACGCUUCACGGCCUGCGAAGCUGAGGAGGACUACGCAGAGCUCGACCUCUGCGCCGACCCCGACCGGCGAGCGUCGUCCCAGUGCUGGAGAGCGACACCAAUCACACAGUCACCACCAUCACUCGGUAAAGGAAGAAAAGGGCAAGUUCGCCCGUCUCGUAGAAGGCAAAGGAGUGAAACCAGGUCAAUCAGUCGUAUAUGUCGAUGGAGGGUGGGAUCUCUUCUCCUCAGGACACAUUGAGUUCCUGCGCCACGUGGUGCAGACCGAAGAGAAAGCCGCAGAAGAGAGGGGCUGGUACAGCGAGGAGGCCAAGAAUCAGCGCAUCGAGCAGACGGGAUCCGACUACAGCCCUGCAUUCGUAGUCGCAGGUAUCCACGACGAUGAAGUGGUCAACUAUUGGAAGGGCAUCAACUACCCGAUCAUGAACAUCUUUGAGCGCGGUCUCUGCGUUCUGCAAUGCAAGUACAUUGAUGCCGUCGUAUAUGGCGCGCCAUUCUCUCUGUCGAAGGCUUUCCUCCUCACACUCCCCUACGGCACACCUUCGGCCGUAUAUCACGGAAUCACGUCCUUCAUGCCAUUAACCUACGACCCAUACUCCGUAGCUAAAGCGCUCAAAAUCUACCGCGAGAUCGAGAACCACGACUUCCAGAAUGUCAAUGCUGGAGAGAUCGUGGAGAGGAUCAUGAAAGGCAGAGCUGCGUACGAAGAGCGACAGCGUAUCAAGGGCGAGAAGGGCAUGACUGAGGAGGCGGAGAAGCGCCGACAAGAGCUUGAGAAGGAGGCCGAGAGAGAGCGGAGGCGGAGGGAGGUCGAGGGCCAGUUCGGAAUAUGAUCUGAACAUGACCCUUUUCUGAUGCCUGUAGGCUGUUACAUACAAACACACGCCUACCAAGACGACACGACCACGACGAAAUCCAUUGUCAAGCCUUGUAGCUCAAUGUAGCUCGAAUCAAACACCGAAUAAGCAUGUAGAAACUUCUUGUAAAUUCUCAUAUGAAACCUUCCC
Aaosphaeria arxii CBS 175.79 is the source of this 2075-nucleotide messenger RNA. RefSeq names its product ethanolamine-phosphate cytidylyltransferas-like protein. NCBI's taxonomy places the organism in Eukaryota, Fungi, Ascomycota, Dothideomycetes, Pleosporales. Gene Ontology annotation, biological process: phosphatidylethanolamine biosynthetic process. Bases 411 to 1901 code for a protein of 496 amino acids. Gene Ontology annotation, molecular function: ethanolamine-phosphate cytidylyltransferase activity. The record is from RefSeq and is a predicted model, not a curated record. The transcript has 5 exons. Gene Ontology annotation, cellular component: cytoplasm.